This is a messenger RNA of Balaenoptera musculus (blue whale), 5796 nucleotides long. It is a transcript of the gene CALN1, whose product is annotated as calneuron 1. The transcript is spliced from 7 exons. Gene Ontology annotation, molecular function: calcium ion binding. Bases 607 to 1266 code for a protein of 219 amino acids. Lineage: Eukaryota; Metazoa; Chordata; Mammalia; Artiodactyla; Balaenopteridae. The record is from RefSeq and is a predicted model, not a curated record.
ACAGCUUCUCGCGAGUUAAUCUGAGCCUCUGGAGGUUUUAUCAGGCUCUCUCCAGCUCCUCCUCCACCUGCCUGGCCAGCCAGAGGGCCCUGGCCAGGCUCCAGGGAGCUCGCGGCUCACUUCUCCGUCCUGCAGCCCAAGCAGCCAGCCUCGCCAGGGUCUGGCACACCUUCAGUGGGUUCCAAGGGGCCAGGCUGGGGCCAGCUCUGGAGUGGGGCUCCCCAGCUCUGCAGACACUGCAAAUCCUUCUUCUUAGCACAGCUGGCAGGAUUGGGACCACUUUGGCAGCUCUGGGAAAAGGGCUUGGGACCACCUCCAGGAACACCGAAUCUCAGCGUCUCUGCUGACGUUCCCUUGGUGUGUUCACAAAUCUCUCUGAGAACAUCGCCCUGGACCCCCGAUGCGGCUGCCUGAGCAACCUGGAGAGGGGAAGCCUGAGAAUGAGGAAAAGGGGGGCAGAGGAGCCCCCGGAGGGGGAGAGGAGCCGCUGAGGACCCGGGCCCCCGACUUCCCCACUUGGCAAGUCUUCUCCCCCAAACCCCCGGAGAAACGAGCUUUCUUGAAUGUUUGCUCAGGACUUGAUUGUGUUCAGCCCGCAGGGAGAAGAUGCCUUUUCACCAUGUGACCGCCGGCCUGUUGUACAAGGGGAAUUACCUCAACCGAUCUCUCUCUGCUGGCAGCGACAGCGAGCAGCUAGCUAACAUCUCUGUGGAGGAGCUUGACGAGAUCCGAGAGGCCUUUCGGGUUCUGGACCGAGACGGCAAUGGCUUCAUCUCCAAGCAGGAGCUGGGAAUGGCCAUGCGCUCGUUGGGGUACAUGCCGAGUGAGGUGGAGCUGGCCAUCAUCAUGCAGCGCCUGGACAUGGACGGGGAUGGUCAAGUGGAUUUUGAUGAAUUCAUGACAAUUCUUGGCCCCAAACUGGUGUCUUCAGAAGGUCGCGAUGGUUUUCUUGGAAACACAAUAGACAGCAUAUUCUGGCAGUUCGACAUGCAGAGGAUAACUCUGGAAGAGCUGAAGCACAUCCUCUAUCACGCCUUCCGGGACCACUUAACGAUGAAGGACAUUGAGAACAUCAUCAUCAACGAGGAAGAGAGCCUGAAUGAGACCUCGGGGAACUGCCAGACGGAGUUUGAGGGCGUGCAUUCCCAGAAGCAGAACAGACAGACCUGCGUCCGGAAGAGCCUCAUCUGCGCCUUCGCCAUGGCCUUCAUCAUAAGCGUCAUGCUGAUCGCGGCCAACCAGAUCCUCCGGAGCGGCAUGGAGUAGCGGCCUCCCCAGCACCUGCGUUCCUGGCUCACGCGCAUGUGCUUGCCCCGCGGGCAGACUCUUCCUCCACAAAAAAAGCAGAUACGGACGGUGCAGACGCGGCACAGUCCGGUGAAGAACCCAAGGUUGCAGUGCAACCCGUGUCGUUGCAAACCCACUUCAUCCCCUUGGCAGGUACACAAAAGGGCUGUCUUCAAUGCUUUAAUGGUCUUGUUUCCUAAUGCAAUAAAUAGCCAGGAGUUCCGGAUGAUCGCUUCGGCCGCCUGUAGGAACUCUAAAGAGAAACUUCAUUUUCAUCUCGGAAUUCCCAUGGCCAUCCAGGUUGGCGGUGUAAGGGAGCAAGAGAGAGACGGAACACGCAAUCACCUCUGCGCCCCGUUCUUUCAACCCAGGGGUCAACUGGAGACUCCCUCCCUGCCCCACCCCAGGGCAACCCUCAGUGCCAAGAAGCUGACUUCUGAGUUGCUGCAGAAGUGGGGGCUUCCUGUCCUACCCUGGUUUUCUUCCCCAACCUAGUGGAGGCCCCCCGGCAAGGCAUGAGGGGAAAGCCAUGGAAUGGGGUGCAGCGCCCAGCGGUCUGCAAGUUGCACCCCCUGCGCUUCUGUUCUACUGCCUUUUCUACAGGACUCUUGUUGGCAGAGUUGGGGAGCUCUCGGUUUCCGUCGGCACUUGGCUUUCUGUUCCUAGAGCCCAUCGCGCACCAGCAUUUUGGAAUCUGCAGAGAGCCUUUCUCCCAGCUUUGCCGCCUGUGCUGCCAUUUAGACAAAAAAAAGAAGCAUAACCGUGGGCAUCUCUAUCAUGUAGACGCACAGACAGACGUAUAUAUUGGGCUUCUUCUUGUGUGACAUCCAUCGUCCCUAAUUGCUUUACUGCUGAUAGAAGCUUGUCCUCCGACACACAUCCCUGCCUCUUUGGGGUGGGUAGUUUGGGGAUGGGGAGGGACAUAGGCUGGUGGUGAGGAGGUAUUGCAAGCCACGCCCCAGUGGUCCAGAGUGAUGGAGUCCAAACACAUCUCCAUGCUGGGAGACCUCUGUAAGUUAAGGUCCUUGUGCAUCUCACCUUUCUCUCAUCUUCCAAUUUGCUUUCUUAGUCUGUCUUCCCAGAUAGAAAGAGAAACACCAUCCCAAACGGAAAGCUGGAAAGAUCAAACCACUGUAUUUUACGUAACAUCUUCAGGCAGUCAGAUUCUGCAACUGACUCAUUUUCACAAGAAAACAAAAAGAUGUUAAUAAGCUUAGCCAACUCGACAGGUAAAAUACUUCUGUUGGGGAAGGGAACUGAAGCCAACCCCAUUUCAAGUUUGCGAUUUCCUGACUUUUCCUAGAUGCCAUAUCCACCGCCGCUCUUCAUUCAAGCUUGCGUAGUCUGAUUAGCCAAUAACCUUUCGCUGCAAUUCUUCCCUCUGUACGUUUCCAAGCUCAGGUCUGUAUUUCUGUGAUUGGAAUUGUCUUGCUCUUCUUUCUUUCCAUUGCAUCUUAAAGCUACAAGCUAUUCCCCUCUCCCUUUUCCCUUUUUGUUCAGUAUGGAGGUGCCAGAAUCUUUCCUCUCUUGCUGCAGCCGGGUGGUUUUGGGGUGCGGUGUGUGUUUACGAAUCCCUCCUCAAGCCUCCCCCCUCUCUCUGCUCUCUCCCUCUGGUCUUCCCAGGCUUGGAGCAUCCAAGGUCUCAGUUUGGGGUCUUCUUCCAAAUCACCUCUGUAAGCACUUUGGGCAACAGCCUGGGAGCAACUCUAGAAACUUCCCCACUGCAAAUAUCCAUGAUGAGCACAAGUAAAACUAGGGUUUGAGCCGUAGUAUGGAGGAGGGAGCAGGUGUAAGCUCCCGGGAACCUGGGAGGUUACAAGUCCCUCUGUGAAAAUGCCUGGGGUCCCACACAUCCAGGCCAAGUAAGGCAAUGGCCUGCCUGUCCCUCUAGCCUGCCCUGCCCCGUUAGACACUUCACAUCUGUCUAUCUCUCCUCUCUCCCCUCUCACCUGACUCACCUCGGUCCCUCGGGACCAGGCUUCAGAGCGAGAACAGGUCCAAAUGUAGAAUACGGAUACACAGGACAAGUUUAUCAUUAGUUUCUGCCCAAAGCAGUUUGCUCUCUCUCUUUAGGUAGGAGGGACCCCGUGAAUGACUUGGCCAUGUCCUCCUGGGGAGGGGGGUGAGAGACCCCAAGUAGACUGGAUGGAGACCCCAGGCAUGAUUCUUAAAGGACCCUGCCCUGUGAGAGGGCAGUGCUGUAGGUGAUGCUGGACUUCAGGGCAAAACAAUGAGUACUUCUUUAAAGGCUACAAGUUCUUCUGCCUCCUACUGGGGAGCAGGGACCUUGAAGGAUGUGAGGGUUAGACUUAAUUGGAAGAGAAAUCAGCCGCUGUGCAAGGGUGUGAAUUAAACGGCAACCUGAAGAGACACCAACAGCCUGUUCCCCACCAAGUCCUCAGCAUCCUCUCCCUAAAGAGGACCAUUUUCCUCUCUCCCAGUGAGUCCGUGGAACCGAGUCCCUCCUACCCAGGAGAAGGCAUCCCUUGUGGGUGUUGCUAGGGAGAGAGGGUGAGAAAGAAGCCAUAGAAUUCUCUUUGAUGGGCUAGAAGUUAACCUCCUGCCGUGGUAACCGCACACAUGGCACCAGGAGCUGAGUGUGUGGGAACAUCCCAGAGCUAACGGCACCCCGGAGACUCUGGGCACUAAGAUCCUGUACCUCGGCAGCUUUGCCUGGACGGUCUGUCAACGGUGUUGGGCUGCAAAUGCUGACUUCCCACCGCUCCACCCCCAAGUUCUGUCCACACCUGUGCUACUCCAGGGCCCCAGGCCAGCGAGUGCCUUCCCCACGGGGGUUACUGUGUUCAUGGAUGAAGACUCUAGAAGUCCUGGUCCCCCAUGUCCAAGGUGUGCCAUGUGGCCCUGGCUGGAAGUGACCUUCGCAGGAAUUGAGCGGGAGGAAUUCAACGCUCACUCUGUCCUCCCAGCAAAUAGACUUAUGGGUCUAUUAUGGGGUGGCUGAGAGACUAGCAAACCGAGCUUGGCUCAUUCUUGCCUCCACCCCUGACCACACGAGUGAUGAUCAGGGAGGCACUUUGCUUGGGGGACAAGGGGUGCAGACCCUGACCCUUUGACCCCCAAAGAAGCUGUCUCUCAUCACUCCCAGAGCCCCCAAACAGGACCUAGCAUGGGAACUGCUAACCGUGGUUUCCAGAAUGUGCGUGGGUCCCACAUGACCUAUCUGUGUUUUAAAAAAAAAAAAAAGGAUGUUGCCAUGGCAACCCUUGCAUUCCACCCUGAGUUUGCCAAGGCACACAAAAAUAGGGAACAUUUCCUUAAGGAACAAACACUUGGGUUCUGCCUGCUUGCAUCCUGACUCCCUGAAUCUGUAUCCCGCUGGUGGGAGAAAUUAGCCUCAAAGGAUCUGGUCAUUUCUCUGCCUUGUCCUCUUCUGUUUGGACCUGUCCUUCCAUUUGCUCAGGAGAACAGGAGCUACCUGUGAGCCGGGUGGUACCCUCCCCACUUCCCAGAGCCCAGAGCAAAGACCCCUUAAUCUGGGCAAAAAGGCAGAAAUGCCAUCUGGAAGACAAAAAAUAUUUUAAGCCCCAGUCUUUAAAAGCAUCUGUUUGCCUGUUGAGAAGCUCUCCCACAAGCCAGAAAUGUGAACUAAAGUGAACUGAGGUUUACAUGUGGUCUCCGGCAAGCCAGUGGUUUCCAGAGUUUCUAGGUGUUUUAUUUGCAGAGAACAAGUUGUGUACACGACGUGUCUUCUUUCUUAAUACCUGCUUCCUGUCUCAAUUUUCACCUGACAAAUGGCCUCCUCUCUGCAGUUAGCCGAAAGAACCUAAUGAAAGAUGGCAAGCUCGUUUUGAUGAUCAUGCCCCCAUCCCAACCUCCCAUCCACAGAAUCACAAAACGAUAUAUCGGACACCUGGGAGAGAAAUUUAUCUUUUAUUCCAAAUGCCUUCUCUAGGUUCAGUCGAGACUCAGGUCAUAAAUCAAAGAGAGUUUUGCUCUUAACCCACAGCUAGCAGCCUCCCUGGGACCGUAUGAGGGCAUGACCAGAAAAGUAAGGUGUGACUGCCAAGCUCCUCAGCUUGGCGGGCGUGGCCUUGUGUGGUUGGUUGCACACUGUGAAGCCCCGUUCCGCUGUGCUCUCCACGCCCGUUGAAGCUGCCAAGUUCUGCCCUUUCCAGCUGGAGGUCUCAAACCAUAUUGGGUCAUUUUACUGCACUAUUCCUCCCAAAGCCCGUAGUGAUCAUGUUAUUCAUUCUAUUCCACUAAGAUAUACAAAAGGUCUGGAACUGCACUGCAGAAAGGAGGGGCCCCCUUUUCUAUAAUGCCAUGAUGAUACAGAUAGACUUAAGCUUCUAGACUUUGGCAUAUACUGGUUGUGUCACCAGGCGGACUGCGGAGCCGUCUUCCCUGGAGAACAUCUAUCUGAAAUGACCUCAGAUCAGAGAUCUCUCAUUGGCCUCUUCCGUGAUCCUCCCAGGGCUAAGCCUCCAUAACCUAAAGGUGUUACCAUAGCCAUCCUCCCAGACCGCCUCAACUCCCCCCCAGAAGGGG